Vespula pensylvanica (western yellowjacket) is the source of this 807-nucleotide messenger RNA. Its product is annotated as TP53-regulated inhibitor of apoptosis 1-like. The record is from RefSeq and is a predicted model, not a curated record. NCBI's taxonomy places the organism in Eukaryota, Metazoa, Arthropoda, Insecta, Hymenoptera, Vespidae. Bases 523 to 744 code for a protein of 73 amino acids. The transcript is spliced from 4 exons.
UGGUUUAAAUAUAAUAAUCAGUGAUUUUAUCAUAACAAUUUAAUUGAAAAAUCCUAGAAAGGGAAAAUUGUUCCGUUCAUCACUUGUAAUGUGUACAGUACAUGGGGCUACAUAGAUUCGUAUAUAUUGAUUCGUUCGUUAUUACAGUCAUAGAACUUUAAAACAUAGAUAUGAUAUUGUAAUAUAACGUAAUUUAUUAAAGGAAAAUUGCAUCGAAAAUAUUUCUUUGUUAGCUAAUUAUAGUCGAUGGUAAUGCAAUUUAAGUGUUUGGUGUGUGUUCACGUAACCUCUUAGAUAAAAAUUUUAGAUAAAAAAAGUAAUGGCAUUUUAAUUAGAUAUUUUAUAACAAAAACAAUAAGCAUCGAAGUACAUAACUGAAAAAAUGGACCAGGCAGCUCACAUGAAUAGCAUAAGCAAAGCAUGCAAUGAAUUUAAGAAGCAAUACGAUUCCUGCUUUCAUGUGUGGUUUUCUGAGAAAUUCCUGGAAGGUUUUCUACAACUUGGUGAUCUAUAGAAUUUAUCAUGGAGAUGUGCAGUGAGCUAAAGAAAAAUUAUGAUGCCUGUUUCAAUAAAUGGUUUGCUGAAAAAUUUUUAAAAGGAGAUACAAAUGAUUCAAUGUGUGCUUCUUUUCUCAAAAUAUAUAAAGCUUGUGUUAUGGAAGCUAUGAAGGAACAAAACAUUGAAUUGAAAGAAAUUGAAGAAAAUCAUUUAGGAACUGAAAAAGAAAAAAGACAGCCAAGUUGACAAUAGGACAAUUGUAAAUCUAUAUAUUAAUUUUCAAAUAAAUUAACUCUUACAACAAUGAAA